GAGGAUGCGAACUGCGAUACGCAGCAAAAUUCCCGCCAAACAACAUUUCCGACCCCAAAACCUGUUUCCCGGGAAUUUAUUCUAGGUGCAUUUCCCGCCACCCCUCACUCACAAAUCACAAUUCUAUACCCAGAAAGCUCUCUCUUGAACACUCUCAUUCGCGCACGAUCACAAACACACAGAGAGUGAUUAGCAGCAAUGGCACCGUCACGCCGACAGAGCAAUGGCCGGUCGCCACUCGUUAACCCACAGCGUCAAAUCACUUCCUUCUUCUCCAAAGCGUCUCCGUCUCCGUCUCCUUCACCUUCUCCCACUCUCUCCAACUCCAAACAAAGCCCUAAAAUCGCUUCCAAUUCUUUCCCUAAAAACCCUAAUCCCAAUCCCGAUUCUACUCCAAGCCCUUGCCCUUGCUCUAGCCCUACCACCCCUUCCCCUCUCCUAUCCAAGCUCAAGAAGCCCCUCUUAGUCAUCGGCGCGUCUCCCUUAACUCCCCCCGUUAAUAAAUCCUACGGUGAGGAUGCUGUGGGGAGGAGGAUCAAGGUCUUUUGGCCGUUGGAUAAGUCCUGGUACGAGGGUUCCGUGAAAUUUUUCGACAGAGAUGCUAAUAAGCAUUUGGUUCAGUACGAUGACGCUGAGGAGGAAUUGUUGGAUCUGGGGAAAGAGAAGAUUGAGUGGGUCGAAGAGAGCGUGAAGAAGAAAUUCAAGCGGUUGCGGCGGGGUUCUUCAGAUUCCAGGGAGGCGAUGGUUCAGGACGAGGAGGUAGAGAUCGUUAAGGAGGACGAGGGUGUUAAGGGAUAUAAGCGGUCGCGGCAGCGCGGUACGAAGGUGGUGGUCGAAGAUGAGGAGGUGGAGAAUGUAGAGGAGACUGAUGCUGUUAGUGGCGGUGGUGAUGAUGAUUCAAGCGAUGAAGAUUGGGGAAAAAAUAUGGAGGAAGAGAUGAUUGAGGAUGGUGGGGAGGAUAUGCAUUUGGAGGAGGAUGAAGAGAAUGAAGGGCUAACGAAGCCGAAAGGAAAACUUAGAGGGAAUGGCAGCGGGUCGAGGAAGCGGAAGGUCGGUGAGGGAGAGAAGCUUGGGUCUACUAAGAAGAGCAAGAAUGGCGGUGGUGGCCAGGAUACUUGUAAAGGAGGUUUCAAGAUUUCUUUGACGGAGACGCUUAGUAAUGCGGAGAGUGGGAAGGCAUCUAAUGACCUUGGUAAUGCCUUAACGGGCGAUGCUGCAGAAAGGUUUGGUAUGCGUGAGACUGAAAAGUUAUUCUUCCUUGGGGAAGAACGCAGGGAUGCAAAAAGAAGACGUCCUGGUGAUGCAAACUAUGAUCCGAGGACUCUUUACUUGCCUCCUGAUUUUCUAAGAAGUUUGUCAGGCGGCCAGAGACAAUGGUGGGAGUUUAAGUCAAAGCAUAUGGACAAGGUUUUAUUUUUCAAGAUGGGCAAGUUUUAUGAGCUUUUUGAAAUGGAUGCACAUGUAGGGGUGAAAGAGCUUAACUUGCAAUAUAUGAAGGGAGAACAACCGCAUUGCGGAUUCCCAGAAAAGAACUUCUCAAUGAAUGUGGAGAAAUUGGCUAGAAAGGGUUAUCGAGUUCUUGUUGUCGAGCAGACAGAAACCCCUGAACAGCUAGAGCUUCGUCGCAAAGAAAAAGGUUCCAAGGAUAAGGUUGUCAAACGUGAAGUAUGUGCGGUGGUUACAAAAGGAACACUAACUGAGGGAGAGAUGCUGUUAUCAAAUCCUGAUGCUUCUUACCUAAUGGCAGUAGUUGAAGGCACACUGGCAAACCAAAAUGCAGAGCGCGUUUUUGGUGUUUGUGUGGUAGAUGUUGCUACCAGCAGGGUUGUUCUUGGGCAGUUUGUGGAUGAUAAGGAGUGCAGUGCCUUGUGUUGUCUCUUGUCUGAGUUAAGGCCUGUGGAAAUUGUAAAACCUGCAAAACAGCUCAGCACUGAAACAGAAAGGGUACUGAUGAGACACACAAGAAAUCCUUUAGUGAAUGAGUUAGAUCCACUCUUGGAAUUUUGGGAUGCUGAGAAGACUUUGCAUGAAGUUAAAAAUAUCUACAGCCGCAUUGUGCAACAAUCAGUUUCUGGAUCUCUAAAUGAAGCCAAUUUUCAUGGUAUCCAUUCUCACAUGGAGGAAAAUGGGCUGGCUUGCCUACCAGAUGUUCUUUCAGACCUAGUGAGGUCAGGGGAGAAUGGCAGCUGUGCACUCUCAGCUCUUGGGGGCAUUCUUUUCUAUCUUAAGCAGGCUUUCCUGGAUGAAACAUUACUUCGUUUUGCAAAGUUUGAGUUACUUCCUUGCUCUGGUUUUGGUAAUAUUGUCUCAAACCAAUACAUGGUUCUUGAUGCUGCUGCACUGGAGAACCUUGAGAUUUUUGAAAAUGGCAGAAAUGGAGACUCUUCAGGGACACUCUACUCCCAAUUGAACCACUGUGUGACGGCAUUUGGGAAGAGGUUGCUCAAAUCAUGGCUUGCAAGGCCUCUAUUUCGUCCAGAGUUAAUUCGGGAACGCCAGGAUGCUGUUGCAGGUUUGCGGGGAAUUAAUCUAGCUUGUGCAAUUGAAUUUCGAAAAGCAUUGUCCAGGCUCCCAGACAUGGAGCGGUUGCUUGCACGUGUUUUUGCCAUCAGUGAAGCUCAAGGAAGGAACGCCAACAAAGUGGUUCUAUAUGAGGAUGCAGCAAAGAAACAGCUCCAAGAGUUCAUUUCAGCUCUACGCGGUUGUGAGUUAAUGGCCCAAGCAUGUUCUUCACUGGGUGUUAUUUUGGAAAAUGUUGAAUCCAGAGUCCUCCAUCAUCUGUUAACACCCAGUAAUGGUCUCCUUGACAUUCAUUCAGUAAUUAAUCAUUUCAAGGACGCCUUUGAUUGGGUGGAAGCUAAUAAUUCAGGACGUGUAAUACCCCAUGGAGGAAUCGAUACAGAGUAUGACUCUGCCUGUAAAAGAAUCAAGGAGGUUGAGUCUAGUUUAACGAAACACCUCAAGGAACAGCGAAAGUUGCUUGGAGAUGCAUCAAUUACAUAUGUCACAGUUGGAAAAGAGGCAUACCUCUUAGAAGUACCAGAGAGUUUGCGGGGGAGCAUCCCUCCUGAUUAUGAGUUACGAUCAUCUAGAAAGGGCUUCUUCAGAUAUUGGACUCCAAAUAUUAAAAAGUUGUUGGGAGAGCUCUUGCAAGCAGAAUCGGAAAAGGAAUCCAUGCUGAAAAGCAUUUUGCAGAGGUUAAUUGGACGAUUCUGUGAGCAUCAUAAUAAGUGGAGACAAUUGGCUUCUGCUACUGCUGAGCUGGAUGUUUUGAUCAGUCUUGCGAUUGCAAGCGACUUUUAUGAAGGGCCAACAUGCCGGCCGACCAUAAUAGGUUCAUCGAAUCCAGAUGAAGUGCCAUGCUUUUCAACAAAAAAUUUGGGACAUCCUGUACUUAGAAGUGAUUCUUUAGGCAAGGGAACAUUUGUCCCCAACGACAUUACAAUUGGUGGUCCGGGUCAACCCAGCUUCAUCCUUCUCACUGGUCCAAAUAUGGGUGGAAAAUCAACUCUUCUUCGCCAAGUGUGCUUGGCUGUAAUUUUGGCACAGGUAGGGGCUGAUGUUCCUGCAGAAAACUUCGAGCUGUCACCUGUGGACCAAAUUUUUGUUCGGAUGGGUGCCAAAGAUCACAUAAUGGCAGGCCAAAGUACCUUUCUGACUGAACUUUCAGAAACCGCGUUAAUGCUGUCUUCAGCCACUUGCAAUUCGUUAGUGGCAUUGGAUGAACUUGGACGUGGGACAUCAACUGCAGAUGGACAAGCCAUUGCCGAAUCAGUUCUUCAACAUUUUGUACACAAAGUGCAGUGUCGAGGAUUGUUUUCUACCCACUAUCACCGAUUAGCUGUAAACUAUCAGAAAGAUCCCAAGGUUUCCCUGUGUCAUAUGGCAUGUAGAGUGGGAAAUGGGGUUGGAGAUGUGGAAGAAGUUACAUUUCUUUACAGGUUGACACCUGGUGCGUGCCCUAAAAGCUAUGGUGUUAAUGUUGCAAGGUUAGCUGGACUUCCCGAUUCCGUACUUCAAAAGGCUGCUGCGAAGUCUAGAGAAUUCGAGGAUACAUAUGGUAAAGACAAGAAGAAAUUUGAAAAUAACUUAUCCAAUCUAAGUUGGGUUGAUGAAAUGGUAGAACUUGUCCAGAAGUUUGUAGACGUUGCAGAAAAUUUGGGGUGCCACGAGUCUCCUGAGAACGUUGGUCUUAGCAGCCUGACUGAACUUCGACAUAGGGUUCAGAUACUUACACAGAAAAGUUGAACUGCUCGAAAUAUAUGGUUUUGCGAGACUUAGGUGGCGUUCAGCAGAUAAUGAUGUGAAAUCAAAAUCUUUAUCUCGGCCAGUGAUGAUUCCUCACGCCUUCUCCUAAGUCAUUGCCAAUUUUGUUGGACCAAGGUUCUCAAAUUUCAAAACCCGAAGUAAGUUUGAGGUCGUGCUUAAUGGGACCUACUUUAUAGAAAAUGACAUUUCAAAUCCAACCCGAUUGCUUUCAGAAUCUCACCUGUAAAUUGGAGUCACCGACCUUUUUUUGUAUAUAAAUUAUAUUUGAGAAACAACUUGAGUCUUCAUUGUUUAUGUGCCUGGAUUGGAAGGAGUGGCGUUCAUAUUGUAAAAUUCCUUUAUAUCUCA
Molecule: messenger RNA, 4617 nt
Organism: Juglans microcarpa x Juglans regia
Lineage: Eukaryota; Viridiplantae; Streptophyta; Magnoliopsida; Fagales; Juglandaceae
Product: DNA mismatch repair protein MSH6
Exons: 21
Coding region: 199-4248 (1349 amino acids)
Biological process (GO): mismatch repair
Cellular component (GO): nucleus
Molecular function (GO): ATP binding; ATP-dependent DNA damage sensor activity; mismatched DNA binding
Source: RefSeq, a predicted model, not a curated record